Messenger RNA from Ceratotherium simum simum (southern white rhinoceros), 862 nucleotides. RefSeq names its product SPC25 component of NDC80 kinetochore complex (gene SPC25). Gene Ontology annotation, cellular component: Ndc80 complex. The record is from RefSeq and is a predicted model, not a curated record. Gene Ontology annotation, biological process: chromosome segregation. NCBI's taxonomy places the organism in Eukaryota, Metazoa, Chordata, Mammalia, Perissodactyla, Rhinocerotidae.
GAUUUGAAAUACGAAAGUUGGCGCGGCUACUGGAGCUGGGUCUGGAGGCGGAUUGCCCGCUGCGGUCGGUUCGAGUCUUGUGGGGAAGGCUUCGGGGCUCAGGCCUGCCGGAGACGCAUUGUCUUACAAAAUGGUAGAGGACGAACUGGCGCUAUUUGAUAAAAGCAUAAGUGAAUUCUGGAAUAAAUUCAAAAGCACUGUCAGUGACACCUCCUGUCAGAUGGUGGGACUAAGAGAUACCUACAAGGACUCCAUUAAAGCAUUUGCAGAAAAGCUGUCUGUGAAAUUAAAGGAAGAAGAACGAAUGGUUGAGCUGUUUGUGGAAUAUCAAAAUCAGAUCCACAGGCAGAAUAAGCUCAUUCAAGAAAAAAAAGAUAACUUGUUAAAGUUGAUUGCUGAAGUAAAAGGCAAGAAGCAGGAAUUGGAAGUACUGACUACAAAUAUCCAGGAUCUUAAGGAAGAAUAUGCUAGGAAGAAGGAAACUAUUUCCACUGCUAACAAAGCUAAUGAAGAGAGGUUGAAAAGGCUACAGAAAUCUGCAGACUUGUAUAAAGAUCGACUUGGACUAGAAAUUCGAAAAAUUUAUGGUGAUAAAUUGCAGUUUAUAUUCACUAAUAUUGAUCCUAAGCAUCCUGAGAACCCAUUUAUGUUUUCCCUGCACCUAAAUGAAGCAAGGGACUAUGAAGUGUCAGAUAGUGCUCCUCAUCUUGAGUGCCUAGCAGAAUUUCAAGAGAACGUAAGGAAGACCAACAAUUUUUCGGCUUUUCUUGCCAAUGUUCGGAAAGCUUUUACUGCUAUGGUUUAUAAUUAAUGUAAAUAGCGUAUAAAAAUUGUUUAUUUUUCUUUCCUGUCGUGUAUCUCU